This is a messenger RNA of Synchiropus splendidus (mandarinfish), 1935 nucleotides long. It is a transcript of the gene serpind1, whose product is annotated as serpin peptidase inhibitor, clade D (heparin cofactor), member 1. Gene Ontology annotation, molecular function: serine-type endopeptidase inhibitor activity. The transcript has 7 exons. The record is from RefSeq and is a predicted model, not a curated record. Bases 111 to 1628 code for a protein of 505 amino acids. Gene Ontology annotation, biological process: blood coagulation; negative regulation of endopeptidase activity. NCBI's taxonomy places the organism in Eukaryota, Metazoa, Chordata, Actinopteri, Syngnathiformes, Callionymidae.
UCUGGUUUAUUUGUUCAAGAAGACCACGUCAAAGUUCACUUUUGCAUUCAAUUUGUGAUCUUCGUCCCGCAAACAAAAAGCAGCAUUUCCUCUCUGCACACGGCUUCAGGAUGUGGGUCACUGUCGUGGUCUCUGUGGCCUGUCUGCUGGUCAGUCCCUCUCUUGCUGGAGUCAAAACUCUGGAUUCGCACUUUGCGGACCCAGUACCAGACGCCAGAGGCUUGGGGGCCGGGGCGGAAACAGAUAUCGAGGCCAUCCCAUUGGAGUUCCACAAGGAAAACACGGUCACUAAUGAUCUGGUUUUCGACGGCUUUGAGGAUGAGGAUUACAUUGAUUUUGACAAGAUCCUGGCAGCCGGCGGCGACGACUACACUGAAGGAGACGAGAUAGACGAGAUCGCCACCCCAGCCCCAGACAUCGACAUUUUUGCCGAACCCUCCGACCCAAAGAUUCGGCGUGCCAGACUCCUCCGGCUGUUUCAUGGCCGUUCACGUCUGAAACGCCUCAACGUCGUCAACGCCCACUUUGGUUUCAAUCUCUACAGAAGUCUGCGCAAUGACGUGAACCAAAGCAACAACAUCCUCCUGGCUCCGGCCGGGAUCUCCAUUGCCAUGGGAAUGAUGUCUUUAGGGGCGGGAUCUGGAACCCACGAUCAGAUCUAUAAAGCUCUGGGAUUUGCAGAAUUUGUCAACGCCAGUCACCACUACGACAACACUACAGUACACAAGCUCUUCAGGAAGUUGACACACAGGCUCUUCCGCAGAAACUUUGGCUACACACUUCGUUCUGUCAACGAUGUCUACAUAAAAAAAGAUGUGACUAUCAAGGAAGGUUUCCGGGAUGAGACCAAGGCCUUUUAUUUCGCAGAGCCCCAGUCAGUGGACUUUAGGGACGCAGCCUUCUUGAACAAAGCCAACCAUCGCAUCCAGAAGCUGACGAAAGGCUUAAUCAAGGAGCCUCUGAAGAGUGUGGACCCAAAUAUGGCGCUGAUGCUGCUCAACUAUCUUUACUUUAAAGGUACGUGGGAGCAGAAGUUCCCUAAAGAAAUGACGCAUUACCGGAACUUUCGUGUCAACGAGAAAACAAACGUGCGAGUUCCAAUGAUGACCAAUAAAGGAAACUACCUGGCUGCUGCCGACCAUGAGCUGGAGUGUGACGUUUUACAGCUUCCAUAUACGGGUGCCAUCAGCAUGCUCAUUGCCCUGCCACGAAAGAUCACUGGGAUGAGGACUUUAGAGCAGGAGAUCUCCCCCACAGUCGUCAGCAAGUGGCUCCGAAACAUGACUAACAGGACUCGUGAGGUGGUGCUACCACGGUUCAAGCUGGAGCAGAACUAUGACCUGAUUGCCAACGUGAAGGAAAUGGGCCUGACCGAUCUAUUCACAGGGACUGGGGACUUUACUAAAAUGACCUCAGAGAAGGUUGGCAUGAACUGGCUACAACACCAGGGGACCAUCACAGUGAAUGAAGAAGGCACAGAGGCUGCAGCGCUGACCCAGGUGGGCUUCAUGCCUCUGUCCUCCCAGAUUCGCUUCACAGUGGACCAUCCCUUCCUUUUCUUGAUCUACGAGCACCGCACGGACUGCCUUGUGUUCAUCGGCCGCGUGGUCAACCCGACACAGAAUUAGUCCAGUGCAUUUUCAUGCCCCUCAUAAACUUAAUUUCUUUUGUACUCCACAAGAAUUUGUAAGUUCUUAUAAUUAUAUUCCACAAUGACAAUACACUCUUACAGACAACUUGCAUAAGGACGAACAGGUAAGACUAAAAUCUUUCAAGGAACAGCUUUUAGAGACCAGAUUACUCACUAGUAUGUUUGACCAUGUGUGGGUUAAGUUUAAGGAAAUUUCUGUCAGUUUUUUUUCUUGCCAAAACAACAGCAGAUACCUGCGCAUUCAAGCGCCCCAGCCAAAAGUCCAAAUAAAAAUUAUAUUUAAA